This is a messenger RNA of Spodoptera littoralis (African cotton leafworm), 1722 nucleotides long. The record is from the annotation of a GenBank genome assembly. NCBI's taxonomy places the organism in Eukaryota, Metazoa, Arthropoda, Insecta, Lepidoptera, Noctuidae.
AUGGAUCCUAAAACUACGGAUUGGCGAGCCGGUCCAAAUGUUUGUCGUUGUUGUUUAGCGGAAGGGUGCUAUAAGGACAUUUCUACGGAAUAUUUUUGGAUGGGGAAGCGUGAAGUAUACGCUGAAAUGCUUUCCGAGACCCUUAAUCUAAGUAUUGCCUAUUCAAACUCCGGCGGUCCAAACAGCAACAGCCGCUUGAUAUGUGAACUAUGUAUAUCUCGGUUACGGGACGCCUCGGACUUCAAGCGGCAGGUCCAGGAGUGUGAGCGGACGUUUCUACGGCAUUUAGACCCAGGCAGCUCUUCGAUGGUCGGCGAGGUUGAAGUGACAGUGGAGCCAACAGAAAUAGAUCCAGACGUGAAACUGGAACGCGUGAAACAAGAGAAGCCGGUGAGCGAUGAUGAUGAUGACUUCGACGAACGAUGCGGAUUCGAUGAAGACGAUGAUGACGAUCUUGACGAUCAACCCCUAACGAGACUAGCAAGCAGGAUACCUAAAAAGGAGUCAGUAGACCUCCUGGACCUCCUCGAUAACACUAAAGCGACGGAAAAGAGGAAGUCGUCAUCGAAAACUAAAACAGUGCCCGCCAAAAAGGCUAAAACUAUCAAGAAGGAUGUCAAAGCGACCUCUAGCAAGGCACCAGUUAAAACUGAGAAGAAGAAAAAAGAACCACAUUUAAUGGCGAAAGAAAACGCAGAGAUAUUAUUGAGGUGUUCCACCAUGUAUCCGUUCAGAUUACGAGGGAAAUCAAUCACUUGCGUCUAUUGCUGCGAAGGAUAUGAAGACCCCGCGCAAUUUAGACGACACGCCGACGACCACCACCAGCACUUCAACAUUACCACAGCAUUCUACCACAUGAGCAGUGCCAAAGAGUACAUCAAAGUAGACAUCUUUGACAUGAAGUGCAGACUAUGUUUACAACCCUUUGAAAAGGUUGAUGAGAUCGCAGAACACCUAAAGGAAGUUCAUGAGGAGGCUGUUAAGAGACUAAACCUCGACUAUGACAUAGGUGUCCAACCCUACAGACUAGAUAGCAACAAUUACUCUUGCUAUCACUGCGAUAAAAAAAUGCCCUCUGUCACCACCCUAUGUCGUCACACCAUCCUCCAUUACAAACGCUUUACUUGCGACACUUGUGGCAGAAACUAUCUAUCACACGAAGCCUUAAAAUACCAUAUCAAGGUCAACCAUUCAGACAACCACGUUUGUCGCAAGUGCUGGCGGGAGUUUUCCACAAUGGAAGAAAAGAGGGAUCAUAUAAAAUCCAAUAAGAAAUGUUGGACAUUCUGUUGCAUAAUUUGCGGAGAGAGAUUCCAAUCUUGGGAGCAGAAACAGAAGCAUUUGGAGAUCGAGCAUGGACAGGACAAAAUUAUGUAUAAAUGUCCUGAUUGCGACAUGAAUUUUUCGACCAGAAAGUACUUUUAUACUCAUUACAAACUGACGCAUACAGAUGAGGGAUUCCAAUGCGCUUGUUGCGGUAUGAAGUUUAAUACGCAGAAGCAGCUAGAUGACCACACCCUUGGUCAUACUGGAGAGAAACAAUUCGUGUGUAAUAUUUGCUCCAAGACCUUCGUCCGACAGAAGAGUCUGACCCAACAUAUGUGGAUACACAGUGAUACUAAGCGAUUUGUCUGCCUCCUUUGUGAAAAGCAAUUCAAUCAAAAAGUCAGUCUCAAAUCUCACAUGAAAACUAACCAUCCAGAAGUCAAUAUUGUGUUCUGA